Symbiodinium sp. CCMP2456 is the source of this 3939-nucleotide messenger RNA. Lineage: Eukaryota; Dinophyceae; Suessiales; Symbiodiniaceae. The record is from the annotation of a GenBank genome assembly.
AUGUCGCUGCUCAAAGACUUCAUGGAUCCCACGCACCACCGCUUUCGUCGGCGGACCAGGGGCCCAGAGCACCUGGACUACGAGAAUGCAGAAGCAACGGUGGAGCCACAAAGGCAGCUGGCAGCCUUGGUACGUGAUGCAACGAUGAAGAUCGCGGAGCAUAUGGGCGAGGUCGCUCAAGCCCAUUCCGCGCUGAUGCAAGGGCUUCAAAGAUAUUUCGGUCUGGAUGUCAGUGGCGUGGACACCUCUGCGAUGGCCCUAGUGCAGGAAUGUGCAAGCGUCACAGAGUCCUUCGAGCAGAGCCUGAAGAAGGCCGGAUUUGCGCAGGUCAUGGGAAGCUGUGAUGAGAUCCUGAAAGAGUGCAGUUCGGUGGCCGGCCUGCUGAACGAACGAGAUGACGCGCUCUCCGAGAGGCAGCACUACGAAGAGAAGGUCGCAAGCCUGCGCAGCGCCUCCAAGGGCGUGGUCACCGAGCAGAUCGCCCGAAACAACGAGAAGCUAGAGCGUGCCAAGGAAUCUCACCAUCAGAAAGAGGAUAAGCUCACCGCGGCACUGCAGUCUUUCAUCUAUCGAAGGCCCGUGCAGUUUCGGCAGACGCUUUUGGCACUCUUCCGGCAACACGUCGGUGUGUUGGCGGAGGUGGGCGCGAAGGCAGAGGAGGCCAUGAAGGCUGUAGCGGCAGAGUUGCAGGUGGGACAAAAGGCGCGCAUCGUCGGUCUCCAGAAGGCUGUGGAGCUGAACGAGCUUCUGGUCACCGUCGAGGGUGAGGAGGGUGCCGGUCGCCUCUUUGUGCAGCUCCCCGACGGGCGGCAGAAGUCCGUCCGCGUGGAAAACCUUUGUCCCCAGCUACCAGAGCCACAGGCGCCCAGCUCAAGCUCCAAACGCACAGACAAGGAGGGGCCUGCUGGGCCGGCAGAAUCUGGGGAGGAGUCAGCUCUUCCACAGAAGCUUAGAUUAGAGCCUGCCCGCAUCCCUUGCAGCGGGGCAGAAGUGGUCAUCGAGGCGCGAGAUCUUGCGGGAACAAUCAGCGAGGUCUGGGUGGAUGGAACUAGCUGCGAAGUGCUGGAAGAUUUGUCCAAGCGUGACUCGCCCGCAGUUCGCGUGCGGGUGCCCGCCUGCAGAAACCGCGCAGGGGGCGCUGCGCUGGUGGAAGUGCGAUCGGUUGAUUGGGCGCGCCACAUGAUCCGCGAAGAGGCAGCCAACUACUUUCCACUUCUGACAUUCGCCACGUGCAGCCCCAACAUUGAGCUGACGGCCAGACAGGGCGACAGCGAGACGCCUUACCUGGAUGUGGCCACGCGGCAGAAAGGGCUCAUCAGCGCAGUAGCCUUGACCAGCGAGCUUUCGCCUGUACAGGGUCGGCAGCGUUACUUCUUCCAGGUGAAGAUCGAAGUGAUGGCCGAGAAGCGCUCGAACCGGACCUUGGCACUGGGCUUUGUGUGGCCUCUUCCGCAUGCGUUGCUCUUAGAGGGCGACGAGGCCCCACAGCUUAAGCGCCGAGCAUCCCUCUGGACAUCCGAUGGCCACAUGCCUGAGCUCGCUCACCAGCUACCCAGAUCUUUUGUGGUGGGUGGAGAUCCGCCCAAGGCAUACAUGGGGGGCCGGGAGCUGGCUAAGAUCGCCUGGCGCCCUCUUCUGGAGUGCAUCGUCGGCGCAGAGCUGGGUGUGGUCUUGGACGUGGGGCCAAGCAGCCUUACCCUCUCCAUAUUCGAGGAGGGCGAGGAGAAGUGCGUGGUGGAGGGUCCAUUGAGUGAAGAGUGGAGAUGGCCCAGCCUGGGUGCGCCCAACGGUGUCCUGGACGUUUGCGGGACGGUGACCAGCGUUUCGCUUUCUCAGGGCGCACAGCCUCCCGACUUGCCCUUGUCGCUCACUGCUGAGGAUGCUGCUCGGGAAGGGGGCGACGAGAAAAGGCUCAGCAACCCCUUGCCCAUGAGCAAGCCCAGCCGGACUUUUGCCGAAAUAGUCAGGCGUCCUGAUUUGGACCGUUGGGCUGUGUGCUCUGGCAUCGUGGUAGUCGAGCCAGGAAAGAUCCGGAGUGGCAUCCUUGGGCCAGGUUCACUGCUCCUAGUUGGAUUGGCCUUCACAGAUUGCAUGACCACAAAGGUGGUGACCCAAACCCUUCAUGAUUGGAGCUUCAACACCUUCCUGCGUGGCCAGGACGUCUGUAAGCAGCCCUAUGUGGUGGAGUCGCCUGCAAGCUUCCUCAGCUUCGUCCGCUAUGCCGACCACUCGCAGGCCCAGAUGUGCAUCCUCCGCAAGGGUCUCCAGAAGCUGGCUCUCGAGACCUCCCUUCCCCAAGCGUUGCGGGAGGCGUGCACGCAACACCGAACCGCAGUGGAGGCCGUCCUGGCCUUCCAGGAUGCAUCGGACUUUGAAUUGGACGGCGAUGUCUUCACCUGGCCAGGGACAUCUGGAGGAUAUUCCUGCAAGCGCACCGAGAUCAAGGGAGGUAGCAUGUGUCAGCGUCUGAUUCGCGCACAAGCUGCUGAAACCGACGAUGGGCUGAUCUAUGUCGCAGAGCUGAGCUGUGCCAAGAAAACUGCCCACCACCUCACCGGCGAGCGCUGCAGAACACUUACCAGCAAGGAUGUCCGAGACUGCGCUGACGUGUCCUUCCAUCCUGGUACAGAUGUGGUGGAGUUGCCCAUGUGGGACCGCGGACACUCGUUCGUGGGUGCUCCGGGGGUCGGGAGCUGCCUCCAUGUGGAUCAGGCUUGGUGGAGCAAUGUCGCCAAGAACUUCACAGGACUGAAGCUCGUGGCGCUUUGGGGUCCGGAUCACGCUGCAGAGAUCGUGCAGCGGCACGAAGGGGAGCUCUUCCGCAGGCCUUUGUCGCCAGAGCAGACGCAAGCUCUAUCAAAGGCGGCCGUCAUCGCCUUGCUGCAGCCUGGAGAUGUUGCGAGUUUCAGUGGUGGCCUGCCACACGCCACAGUCGUGGUGGGCACAGAGCUGAACCUCACAGCGUAUGAGAGCCUCGUCAACUGGCAUCCUGCCAAUGCAGGCCUCCUGCUGCGCGGCUUGGAACGACGAGGCAAGGGCGUCAUGACCAGAAAAGCGAAGGAGGGCCUCCUGGAGGACAUCGUCGAGGUCGUCAAACGACACGCAUCGGUGAAGGCUCCAGACCUUUGGAACGAAGACGAAGGCCAUUUCUUGCUGCUGCAGCUGGGGUCCUCCAAUGACGACAAGGGCAAUGUGGAUGGGGAGGUACGGCAGCGAGCUGUGAAGACCGCAUCCCUAUGGAGGGCCCUUGCUGCUGCUGGCCAGCAUGUGUCCGUCCUCGUCUCGGGCGGAGCCGACCCAAAUCGCUUCUUCAACCGAACCUCCACCUCACACUGGAGAUAUGUGAAGCAAGCUUUGCUGGAUUGCGGGCUUUCGGCAGAGCACAUCAUCGACCCUGGUCUCGAGGCUCUCCACACUGUGGACGAGGCCCUCAUGGCCGUGGAAUACGUCCGGGAACACGGUGCCAGGAGGCUUUGGGUCGUCACCAGCGACUUCCACGCAGCCCGUGCCCGGCACCUUUUCCACGUGGCCUUCGCGUCUGCUGGGCUUUCUGUGGACCUCUUGGUCCUCGGCGUGCCGGAUGCUUGCGAGGGCGAGGUGCUCCAAGCCUACGUGGCCAAGGAGGUCAAGGCUUUGGAGGGCCUCCGUUCUGCUCCCUAUGGUGCCUGGGCCACCUAUCUGGGCGGGGCAGCCGAGCCCGCAGCGGCAGCGGCGCUGAAUGCAGAUCCUCGUGUCCACGAGCCGUUCUUUCUUACGCCGGAAGCUGCAGGAAGCCUUCGCGGUGCCUUCCGUGCCGUGCUCAAGGGCUCGCGCCGUUGCCGCCGCUUCCUGGCGCAGGACGGAGACAGCGUGGAGUCUUCGGACAGUGGAACGAGGAGCGACCGAUCUGCGAAGGCCAGAGAAGCGAAGAAGCCUCGGCUGAGCCACGCUGCGACCUGA